Gopherus flavomarginatus (Mexican gopher tortoise) is the source of this 1062-nucleotide messenger RNA. RefSeq names its product myosin light chain 10 (gene MYL10). The transcript is spliced from 7 exons. The record is from RefSeq and is a predicted model, not a curated record. Gene Ontology annotation, cellular component: cytoplasm; mitochondrion. Lineage: Eukaryota; Metazoa; Chordata; Testudines; Testudinidae. Gene Ontology annotation, molecular function: calcium ion binding. Bases 77 to 577 code for a protein of 166 amino acids.
UAUAAAAAGGAACAAUUGGCAUUGUGUAUGCUGGCUGGCUGGUUGGCACAGAAGGGGCAGAAGGAACAGCAACACCAUGUCUCCAAAAAAGGCAAAGAAGAAGACAGAAGGAGGUGGUUCCAAUGUAUUCUCCAUGUUCGAUCAAACCCAGAUUCAGGAGUUUAAAGAGGCUUUUACCAUCAUGGAUCAGAAUAGAGACGGCUUCAUUGACAAAGCAGACCUGAGAGAUACAUUUGCUGCAUUGGGUCGCUUGAAUGUCAAGAAUGAAGAGCUAGAAGCGAUGGUGCAGGAAGCUCCAGGUGCCAUUAACUUCACUAUUUUCCUGUCUAUGUUUGGUGAAAAACUGAAAGGCACGGACCCAGAAGAGACCAUUCUGAAUGCUUUUAAGAUUUUCGACCCAGAAGGAAAAGGUCACAUAAAGGCAGACUACAUCAAAGAAAUGCUUAUGACACAAGCAGACCGAUUCAGUCAAGAAGAGGUCAGCCAGAUGUUUGCUGCUUUCCCUCCAGAUGUCUCCGGUAAUCUUGACUAUAAGAACCUUUGUUAUGUUAUCACCCAUGGUGAGGAGAAGGACUAAGAGGGGAUGAGCUUCUCCUCUGAAGAGAUCUUAUGCUGAGUUAUUUCCCUGUGUUUUUGUAUGGGGGACAGAGAGCUAAGCAUUCAACGUGCUGAAGCCAUAUGCUCAUCAGAACAGAACCAAUAAAACAAUUGAAAUUAGAUUAAGGUUAUUUAAUGCUUCUGUUUUUAGAAAAGCUGAAAAUACCAAUUUUCUUAGUUUUGCCCAUCCCCUUUUUUUCCUAGCAGUGGUUUGAAGUGGAAUUUUCUUGAUGAACUGGUACUUUCAUGAUUUAUUGACAGUUCUAAUGUUAACCAGAUGGUCCACUGGGCAGUGCAGUGUUGCUUAACCUUUUGUCUUUUAUACAUGAGCUCCACAAAUUCAUUGAGAAAUGCUCUAGCUUAUUGCAUUGGGAAGAGCAUUUUGUAAAUAGAAUUCUGUUCCAUUUCACAGCCCUUUACAAUAAAAGUGUAAAUAAAAACAAUAAAUUUUUGUCUUCUCUCUUA